AGAUGAUCAAAAAUGACAUCACUCCGAAAUGCACAGGAACAAUUUUAGUAUAUCCGAGAUAUUUCAGUACCAAUGCAACAAUUAUGGCUCCGUUUGUAACGGUUUACCGCAUGGAUUCUAUUGCAUUGGCCUUCCGAAUACUGGCAUAAAUCUAAUUGCUCCAUCCAUGGAAAUGAUAUAUCCAAAUAUUGCAACAACACAUCCUAUUGUUGAUCAGCAGAAUGAUGUGAAUCAUGCAAAUUCUGGUUAUAAUUUGACGGCAGCAACUGUGGGUGAUUAUGUUUUUAAUAAGUUGACAGCAACAGAGGUUGAUAAGCAAUUAGACAAACUGGAUGAGAAAACAGAUGUGCAACCCUUUCCUGAUAAAAUAGCUGUGUUGUCUUUGUAG
Messenger RNA from Ctenocephalides felis (cat flea), 388 nucleotides. RefSeq lists its product as uncharacterized. The transcript has 2 exons. The coding region runs from base 29 to 388 and encodes 119 amino acids. Lineage: Eukaryota; Metazoa; Arthropoda; Insecta; Siphonaptera; Pulicidae. The record is from RefSeq and is a predicted model, not a curated record.